GUGGCCCCGAGUGAUCGUCGGGACGCCUCGGUCGCGGGUGAUCGUCGGGUCUCCGCGGACGCGGGUCGCCGGGGCGAGUCGGGGCUCCCCACCCUCCCCGGGCGCCUCGCAAGGCCCAGGCGGCGGGCACGAUGAACCUCCUGGCGCCGGUGCGGAGGGACCGCGUCCUGGCCGAGCUGCCCCAGUGCCAGAAGAGGGAGGCCGCUCUGCACGUGCACAAAGACUUCCAUCCCCGAGUCACUUGCGCCUGCCAGGAGCACCGGACAGGCACCGUGGGCAGAUUUAAGAUUUCCAAGGUGAUUGUGGUGGGGGACCUGUCUGUGGGGAAGACGUGUCUCAUUAAUAGGUUCUGCAAGGACACCUUUGAUAAGAAUUACAAGGCCACCAUUGGCGUGGACUUCGAAAUGGAACGAUUUGAGGUGUUAGGGGUCCCCUUCAGCCUGCAGCUUUGGGAUACCGCUGGCCAGGAGAGGUUCAAAUGCAUUGCAUCAACCUACUACCGAGGAGCUCAAGCUGUCAUUAUUGUCUUCAACCUAAAUGAUGUGGCUUCUUUGGAACAUACCAAGCAGUGGCUGGCAGAUGCCCUUAAGGAGAACGACCCCUCCAGUGUGCUGCUUUUUCUUGUGGGUUCCAAGAAGGACCUGAGUACUCCUGCUCAGUAUGUGCUAAUGGAGAAAGAUGCCCUUCGUGUAGCCCAGGAGAUGAAGGCGGAGUACUGGGCAGUCUCAUCUCUCACUGGUGAAAAUGUUCGGGAAUUCUUCUUCCGUGUUGCGGCACUGACCUUUGAAGCGAAUGUGCUGGCUGAGCUAGAAAAAUCAGGAGCCCGGCGCAUCGCAGAUGUUGUCCGCAUCAACAGUGAUGACAGCAACCUCUAUCUAACUGCCAGCAAGAAGAAACCCACCUGUUGCCACUGAGACAGGAGGGGACUAUCCAGAGACCCAUCCAACCCUGGUCUUAGCACUGACUCAGUUUUCAGACCAAAGAGCUGCCCCUCAGUGACCAGUACUCAGGGGGGUAUUGGGACCAUACUAGUCACUUCCUGCCUUAAGGCAUCAUGCCAAAACUUUGAUGGCGCCCCCUUUUCUAGGGCUUUUCAGGCUUCCUAGCAAUGGGAAGCAACCUGGUGACUUUGCUCAGCCUCCUGGGCCUUUUAGAUAUGAGAAUACCUGAGGAUUCUAGCCUCACAUUGUGCCUUAUGCAUUAAAAUCUAUUAUUCACAA
Messenger RNA from Suncus etruscus (white-toothed pygmy shrew), 1220 nucleotides. It is a transcript of the gene RAB34, whose product is annotated as RAB34, member RAS oncogene family. The transcript has 10 exons. Gene Ontology annotation, biological process: phagosome-lysosome fusion; endocytosis. Gene Ontology annotation, molecular function: GTP binding; GTPase activity. The coding region runs from base 132 to 914 and encodes 260 amino acids. The record is from RefSeq and is a predicted model, not a curated record. NCBI's taxonomy places the organism in Eukaryota, Metazoa, Chordata, Mammalia, Eulipotyphla, Soricidae.